GACGACACCUAUAUAAUACUCAGUGUCUACACGAACGUCACAUAAGAAUGCGAUAGGUUUGAUUUAUUGAUUGUUACGAACAGGAUAAAGGUCACAUUCCUCCAUAUGAAUUUCUUUUUUUACUCAUCCUUUUACCUUUCACUUUGGAGUCUUUUUUUUUUUACUUCGUCGCACAUACGAAAGAAUAUACGUAUAAAAGCGUAGAGUAACACGUGUAUUAUUAAAGAAUGAAAUGAAAAAAAAAAAAAAAAAAACAAAGAAUGUAAUAAGAUCGAUCCUUUCGAGGUGAUCUGUAGAAAAAUGUCUUCUGGAAGAUCCUCGAUGUGAAUGUCAAGGAAUAUCGUAGCGAGAUAUGCUGAGAAGAAAAAGAAGAAUUAUAUACAUGCCCGGAUGGUUGGAGGGGCGUCAGACAUCGAUAAGAGAAAUCGAAUCAAGCUUGCUACGUGGAAUUGUGAAAGUAAAGGUGUAUCGUUCCUUUCGAGUCAGGUUAGGUCUAAUGGACAAGUUCUGUGCAUACCUGUUGCUCUCACUAUUCUACGUUCGUUUCAUUCCGGUUCUUUUACUCGUUUUAUCGACACUCUCCGCUUACGUUUCUCUAUCAACGAGUUGAUAAAAAAGAAAGAAAGAAAAAAAAAAUUAACGUGAUAAUACUACAACGGUGAUAACGGGAUUCCGUUUUACAGAAGUCAUUCCUUAGUGUCAAAUACAUAGCUUUUGACAAUUAUGGAGAAUUUGAAAAGAAAAUUGGUGGCCUACGGUCAGGAACAUCUGUUACAAUAUUGGGAUCAGUUAUCGCAAGAGGAGAGGGACAUAUUGGAGAAAGAAAUUUUAGAAUUAGACUUAGUCGAAUUGACAUCUUAUUAUGAUAGAGCAACGUCAUCGUUAUCUGCUGUUAAAAAUAAAUUAGACGAUAAAAUACAGCCUAUACCAGAAAAUAAUAUUGUUUCUGGCGAAGCUUGUACUAAAGAAGAAUUGAAAAUGUAUAAUUCAUUGGGAUUAAAAGAAGUAGCUGAUGGACGUGUUGCAGUUUUAUUAUUAGCUGGUGGACAAGGUACUCGUUUAGGUGUUACAUAUCCUAAAGGUAUGUACGAAGUUGGAUUGCCAUCCCACAAAACUUUAUUUCAAUUACAAGCCGAGAGGAUACGUAGAUUGGAAACAUUGGCAGAGAAAUAUUUAGGAAAGAGGGGUGAAAUAAUAUGGUAUAUAAUGACCAGCGAAGCCACGCACGAUUCUACGAUUAUUUAUCUUCGAGAAAAUGAUUAUUUUGGUCUAAAGGAGAAAAAUGUAAUGGCUUUUAAACAAGGUAUGCUACCUUGUUUCACUUUAAAUGGAAAAAUUAUUUUAGAUGAGAAACAUAAGAUAUCAAGAGCACCCGAUGGAAAUGGUGGAUUGUACAAAGCAUUGAAAGUCCAAGGAGUAUUAGACGACAUGGUACAACGCGGUAUUCGUAGUAUUCAUGUACAUUCCGUAGAUAAUAUCUUAGUAAAGGUAGCGGAUCCUAUAUUUUUGGGAUAUUGUUUAUCCGUAUCAACGGAUUGUGGCGUUAAAGUAAUUGAAAAAUCUUCACCGUCCGAGCCAGUAGGAGUGGUUUGUAAGGUGGACGAUCAUUAUCAAGUCGUUGAAUAUAGUGAAAUUUCAAAAGAAACGGCGGAACUUCAACAGGACGACGGUCGGCUGAUGUUCAAUGCUGCAAAUAUAUGCAAUCAUUAUUUUACCGUAGAUUUUUUAUUGGCACUUGGCAAUAAGUACGAGGCAUCAAUGGAAUUACAUGGAGCUAAGAAGAAGAUUCCUUACAUCGAUGAUAAUGGAAAGAAAUGCACUCCAACCAGUCCUAAUGGUAUUAAAAUUGAAAAGUUUGUAUUUGAUGUCUUCAAGUUCGCAAAAAAUUUUGUUGCCUGGCAAGGUAUUCGCGAAGAAGAAUUUAGUCCUCUUAAGAAUUCGGAUUCUGCCAAGCAGGAUUGUCCCUCUACCGCACGUCAUGAUUUACUUUGGCUUCAUAAGAAGUGGUUGUUAAAUGCAGGCGCGCAAAAAAUUAAUGGGGAUGUUGAAAUAUCACCUUUACGUUCAUACGCGGGUGAGGAUUUAAAUAAUAUAGCGAAGGACCAAUCAUUCGAAGGGCCUAGCGUUAUCGAAUAAUUCUAUGAAACAACUUAAUUAAUAGAUCGCAUUAAAGAAGAUCUUUUAAUCGAAAUUUUAUUAUUAUUAUUAUUAUUAUUAUCCAAGGGAUAUAAAACAUUUGUAUUUCUUCAGUAUUGUUAAAGAAGAAUGGAAAUAUUUAUAUUCCGUCUUCAUUUAAAAAUCAUACGUACGGUACAAUGUUGGACAAUAUUGAAUUAAAUUAACGAUUAAUAUUUACAAUUGAUGUUUUCGUUUCUAUGGAAAAUUUAGACUAUCAAUGUUUUCUGACUCUAUAAUAAUAGCUCGUCAAUGAUUCAUGGUGUGUCUCUACCUACGAAGUUAUUUAUCAGUACUCGAUCAUUGACUUAUAACCUCCUAAAUAGAUCAUAGAUCAUUGACAAACUAUUCCAUAGAAAUAUUUACCUAUAUUGUUAUUAAUCGUUAAUCGAUUGAAAUAAUGUACAACAUUGCUGUGAUUCAAUAUGAGAUAAGAAAAUUUUUUAUCGGUGUGCGAUUUUUGAUAACGAAUGUAUAUAUUGCGGUCUAGUCGAUUAUCGAGCAAGAUACCAAUAUCAUACAAUAUCAAUGGUAUGUAAUAUCUGUUUAUUAAAUAUAUACUUUUUAAUGAAUGCAAUAUGAUCGUUUAAAGAAAUACGAUAUAGUAUAAUUUACCAUAUCGUAUUUAUUAAUAUUAUUAAUAAUAAUUGUUAAUAAUAAUUUUUUUUUUUCUUUUUGGGUCAUUUUGUUUUUACCAAUAUCGACGUUACAAUGAUUAGUUAUCACUGUAUUAUCGAUAAUACGAUGAUUACUGCAUUAUCGACGAGUUACGAUGGUCGCUAUAUUAUCGAUAUUAUCGAUAAACUAGAUUACUGCUUUCGAAUGACAAAAUAUUAAAUGCCAAUAAUAGAUUGAUAAUUUUUAACUUUUUAUUUCUUUUUAUUUUAAUUCAUCUACAAGAAUUAUUUAUGAAAUUGUAUUAUAUGUUAAUAUAUCGAUAACGCAUAUUUAUCGUUCCAAAUAUUUGACGAAGUAACAUAAAGAUAACGAAUAUUAAUGAACGGAUUUAUGAAAAUCCGUCACACUAAAAAAUUUUACAAUUUUGAUAAUAUUAAAAUAAAAUUAAAGUGUGAUCUAUCAUAUAUAUAUAUAUAUAUAUAUAUGUAUAUAUAUAUGUAUAUAUAUAUAUAUAUAUAAAUACAUUCGCGGUAUUAAUCGUAAGUCUACAUAAAUAUAUACAGAUACAAUUUGUUAUAACAUUCUGUAUAUUUUUAUUCUUACAAUCCAUGUAUAUGCAUAAUACGCUAAUUUCUGAUUGUAUGCCCGUGACUAUUAAUUAGAGACUAAUGCAAUUUUUUUUUUCUUUCUUUCUUUUUAUCUUCUUUUUUCUUAUUUUUUUCUUUUUUUUUUUUUUUUCUUUUCCAUUUUCUUUUCUUUUUCUUUUACUCAUCGUGUAUACAUAUAGUGCCUUACAUAUUAAUUAUGUAUACGGGGAGUAAAAUAGGAACUUGUGGUCGCCUGAUGUACUUGAAACUUACUUACUUAUUUACUUAUUUACUUAUUUUUUUUCAGUAACACGACUACUACGAGCUGUAUUAAACGUUAUCGGAUGAAGUAAUAAAAAGAAAAAAAAGAAAAAAAAAAAAAAAAA
Molecule: messenger RNA, 3766 nt
Organism: Vespa crabro (European hornet)
Lineage: Eukaryota; Metazoa; Arthropoda; Insecta; Hymenoptera; Vespidae
Gene: mmy
Product: UDP-N-acetylhexosamine pyrophosphorylase
Exons: 5
Coding region: 724-2136 (470 amino acids)
Biological process (GO): UDP-N-acetylglucosamine biosynthetic process
Molecular function (GO): UDP-N-acetylglucosamine diphosphorylase activity
Source: RefSeq, a predicted model, not a curated record